This is a messenger RNA of Ctenocephalides felis (cat flea), 2176 nucleotides long. It is a transcript of the gene ACOX1, whose product is annotated as probable peroxisomal acyl-coenzyme A oxidase 1. Bases 1 to 2022 code for a protein of 673 amino acids. Gene Ontology annotation, molecular function: acyl-CoA oxidase activity; FAD binding; fatty acid binding. The transcript has 12 exons. Lineage: Eukaryota; Metazoa; Arthropoda; Insecta; Siphonaptera; Pulicidae. Gene Ontology annotation, biological process: lipid homeostasis; fatty acid beta-oxidation using acyl-CoA oxidase. The record is from RefSeq and is a predicted model, not a curated record. Gene Ontology annotation, cellular component: peroxisome.
AUGCCUGAAACUAAACAAAAUGUACAUCCAGAUCUUCAAAAAGAGAGAGAUAAAUGCACAUUUGACCCAAUGGAAUUAACCUACUUUCUAGAUGGUGGCAAAGAAAAAACUUUCGAGAAGCAUGCAAGAGAGCAAUUUUUCCUAAAUGAUCCGGAAUUAAAAGAUACUGUACCAAAUGAGUAUUUAAGUCACAAAGAGAAAUAUGAAGUUGCCGUGAGGAAGGCAUGCUUGAUAACAAGGAAAAUUCGGGAGUUCAGCGAGCAAGGUCAUGGAGGUGUAGACAGUUACCGGGCAUUACUGGGAGCUACUCUUGGUUCUGCAAUAUUGAAAGAUGGCAACCCACUUACAUUACAUUACGUUAUGUUUAUACCAACACUCAUGGGACAAGGAACAGUGGAACAACAAGCGGAAUGGAUAGGCAGAGCUUGGACUUGCAGUAUUAUUGGGACAUAUGCUCAGACUGAACUGGGUCAUGGCACAUUCAUUAGAGGUCUAGAAACAACUGCCACAUAUGAGCCUGAGACACAAGAGUUUGUUCUUCAUAGCCCAACUCAAACAUCAUUCAAAUGGUGGCCUGGUGGGCUGGGACAUACAGCAAAUUAUUGCGUGGUCGUUGCGCAGCUAUACACUAAGGGUGAAUGUCAUGGUAUUCAUCCAUUCAUUGUUCAAUUACGGGACGAGGAGACGCAUGAACCAUUACCAGGAAUAACAAUAGGUGAAAUUGGAACCAAAUUGGGCAUGAAUGCUACCAAUAAUGGAUUUUUAGGCUUUAAUAAAGUUCGCAUACCACGUGAGCAGAUGUUGAUGAAAAAUGCACAAGUUCUUGAGGAUGGAACGUAUGUAAAAUCUCCCAGUAGUAAGUUAACAUAUGGUACUAUGAUUUUCGUACGGGUUGUGCUCGUGCAAGAUAUGUCGGUAUAUUUAUCUAAAGCUGUUACGAUUGCGGUAAGAUAUUCGGCCGUACGGAGGCAAUCACAACCUAAACCCGAUGAACCAGAGCCUCAAAUUUUGGAUUAUGUAACACAGCAAUAUAAACUAUUUCCAAAUAUCGCCAAAUGUUUCGUUUUCCGUAUGACAUCAGAAUGGUUAUGGGACAUGUACAAUAGCGUGACGUCUGAGCUGGAAUCUGGGGAUAUGGAACGACUUCCCGAACUGCACGCGAUGUCAUGUUGCCUGAAAGUGCUCAGUACAUCUGACGCAGCCGCUGGUGUCGAGACCUGUAGGUUAGCCUGCGGCGGUCAUGGGUACAUGGCUUGCUCUAAUUUACCUGCUAUGUAUGGGCUGGCGACUGCGGCAUGUACAUAUGAAGGAGAAAAUACUGUAUUAUUACUUCAAGCUGCAAGGUAUUUAAUGAAAGCUUGGGUGCAGGCUGUUGCAACGCCAAACGAAUUGAUGCCAACAGUCAAAUAUCUUGCUAAAGGAGCGAAAGAUAAAAGUAGUUCAGUUUCUUGGAAAAAUACCAUUGAAGGACUCAUAAUAGCCGCCCAAAUGGUUGCAGCAGGAUGUGUUAAACAAAGUUAUAUAAAUAUUGAAAAGAGAAAAAGUGCUGGUCAUAGUACAGAAGAUGCUUGGAAUUUAACGUCUUUGGAAUUAGUUAAAGCCGCAGAUGCUCACUGUAGAGCAUUUGUCAUAGAAAAAACAUUAUCGCAAAUGCAAUUAAAAAUGAAGGGUUUGUCAGCUCCAUUGUGCAAAGUUCUUAUGCAACUUGUUGAGCUGUAUGCUGUGGACUGGGCUUUGACUCACGUCGGGGACUUAUUAAGGUACACUAACGUUAAAGAGGCGAAUAUCCAGGAUCUCCAAACGUGGAUGGAAAGAUUAUUAACAGAACUACGUCCUAAUGCAGUAGGUAUAGUUGACGGAUUUGAUAUUUGCGAUGAAAUUUUAGCAUCAGCUUUAGGAGCUUACGACGGUCAAGUUUACAAGAGACUGUUCGAGGAAGCAAUGAAAAGUCCACUUAACGCCGAACCUGUAAAUAAAUCAUUCCAUCAGUAUUUGAAGCCGUUUUUGCAAUCCAAUCUGUGAAAAGAAAAUAUUCUACAUUUUUCUAGAUAAAGUGGAAUGAAUUGAAAAUAUUAAGGAGUGCACGUGUUUUGUUUUGCGAAAUGCUAUAUUAUCUGUCCAUUUAUACACAAGUAUUCAGAGAUUAAAAAAUCAAUUACUUAAAUCUUAUUUUGAA